GUGACGUCACCGGCCCGGCCGGCACACCGGGCAUGUCGUCGCCGAUGUUCCGUGACGUCGGCCUGACGUCAUCACACACGUCACGGAGCGGCCGCGUGCGUGCCCCUCAGCGCCCGGCGCCACCGAGUUCCCGCCGCGGCGCGCGCGGAUGACGUCACUGCCGGUACCGGGCCGACAGCGUGGUUCCCGGGGAACUUCCGGUUCCGGGGCGCGGAGCGGCCCCGCCAUGGACGAUCUGAUCCUCAACGUUGACUUCUCCGCCCCGGAGCGCCGCGCCAAGAAGGAACCGGGCAACCGAAAGCACCAGAGCUUCGUGCGGCGGCGCCGGGAGCUGGAGCGCCGCGGGGUCCUGCGGCAGAAACAGCUCCCGGCAGCGGCACCGGGCCGGCGCUCGGCGGCCAAACCGCGCUCGGGCCGGCGCUGCCCUAAAGAGAACGGCAACGCCAACCCCCGGUGCUCUCCGGUAGCACAGAACGGCCCCGCCGGCAGCAAGGGGAAGGCUCGGGGGGCGGCCCAGAACAGCACCGGAGCCAAGGGGAAGGCUCGGGGGGCGGCCCAGAACGGCCCCACCGGCACCGGAGCUUCAGCUCAGAGCAAGGCCAAGGCCCGGGGGGCGGCCCUUGGAGCCCCCCCGGUAUCCCAGAACGGCCCCGGUGCCCCCGCUCAGAGCAAGGCCAAGGCCCGGGGGGCUGUCGGGGCCCCCCCGGCGCCCCCCAAGCUGGUGGCCCUGGACUGUGAGAUGGUGGGCACGGGCCCCGGCGGUCGCACCAGCGCCCUGGCGCGCUGCAGCAUCGUCACCUACGAGGGGGACGUGGUGUACGACCGCUACGUGCGGCCCGAGGCGCCCGUCGUGGAUUACCGCACCCGCUGGAGCGGCAUCCGCCCGCGGCACAUGGCGCAGGCCGUGCCCUUCCGCAGGGCGCAGCAGCAGGUGCUGCAGAUCCUGGCUGGCAAGGUGGUGGUGGGCCACGCCGUCCACAACGACUUCAAGGCUCUGCAUUACUGCCACCCCAAAGCCCUGACCAGGGACACGUCCCAGAUCCCUCUGCUGAACCGCAGGGCUGGCUUCCCUGAGAACGUGGCCAUCUCCCUGAAACGCCUCACCAAGGCCCUGCUCAACCAGGACAUCCAGGUGGGGAAAAGCGGCCACUCCUCGGUGGAAGAUGCCCGAGCCACCAUGGAGCUCUACAAGGUGGUGGAGGAGGAGUGGGAGCAGCACCUGCAGCAGAACCCGGAGCACAAGUGACACCCUGGGGGAUCAGAGUGACACCCCCGGCCUCUGGGGGGUCCCACAGUGACACCCCCAACCCGGUCCUGCCUCUGAGGGGGAUCAGAGUGACACCCUGGGGGAUCAGAGUGACACCCCCAGCCUGGUCCUGCCUUUGGGAGGACCCACAGUGAUGGCCUAGGCCUGGUCCUGCCUCUGGGGGGGCUCAGAGUGACACCCUGGGGGAUCAGAGUGACAUCCCCGGCCCAGUCCUGCCUUUGGAGGGGCUCAGAGUGAUGCCAACAGGCGUGGUCCUGCCUCUGGGGGGCUUAGAGUGACACCCCCAGCUUCUGCAUCCCCCUAAAUCACCCACAGUGACACACCCCCAGCCCGGUCCUGCCUUUGGGGGGUCCCACAGUGACACCCCCAGCCCGGUCCUGCCCCUCGAGGCUCCUGUGAGCACUGAGGCGCUGCCGUGUCCGUGGCUGAGGAGGAGGAGCCAGGUGCGAUGUCCCUGUCCCCAAGCCUGUCGUGCCUUGUGCCGCUACCCCCAGGGCGUGGGGGAGGAACCCCAGAGGGGUCUCUGGCAUUCUGCACCCCCCGAACGCUUCGGGGCUGCUGCUGCUCCGGGAGUGACCCUGGGACAUCCUGAGCACAGCCCCCAUCUCUGGGGCGUGGGGAGUGGAGCAGGCUCCUUCCUCCUCCCCGAACUACCUCUGUGUGCGCCGGGAGCCGCCUCGGGACUGUGGCUGGGAUCACAUCCGUCUGCAAAAACUCCCGCUCCACUCCGGGAGCUGGGAUCGCGUCC
This is a messenger RNA of Camarhynchus parvulus, 2015 nucleotides long. RefSeq names its product interferon stimulated exonuclease gene 20 like 2 (gene ISG20L2). NCBI's taxonomy places the organism in Eukaryota, Metazoa, Chordata, Aves, Passeriformes, Thraupidae. Gene Ontology annotation, cellular component: nucleus. The record is from RefSeq and is a predicted model, not a curated record. Gene Ontology annotation, molecular function: 3'-5'-RNA exonuclease activity; nucleic acid binding.